CCUCUUCCUCCCCUCGGGUGUUGCAAGCUCAAAUCGUUUCCUGUCACGACAAGUCUUUGCGAGGGGCCUCACCUCCCUCUCUCACCACACCGGCCCAUCGACCUCUGGGAGUUUGGGGUUGAUCGUGAGUGCCAUGAUCCUGCGGGUUCCGUACAGUCAACUGCUUACCCCUUCCGUCUCCCCUCCAGGUCAUUCUUGCCGUUGUAUCUGUCCGUCCUGCCCUUGAAGGUCACAUCCGGGAGCAGCGACUGGGCGCAUCUUCCAUACAUGCAUCCGACCGUGCAUCUUCACUUACUUGUACAUCCGCCGAGACAUCCCCUCCUACCACGCUCCCUCGGACGCUCCCCGUCGACUUGCUAUCCUUCCAACCUACCCCGUCUUCCCACGCUCGUUGCCCCCCACUCUACACCAUCUUUCGCGUACACAUAAUCGCUGUAACUGCGCCCCAUCAUGGCAUGGGACCAUCUCUCAAUCACCAAGGCGCACUUGGUGUACAUCAUCCUUGGAGGCUUUACCAGCCUCUUCAUGUUGUGCUCUUCCAUCAUCAAGGAGCGCUUAUACAUUGGCGAAGCUACUGUAGCUACAAUAUGCGGCAUCAUAUUUGGCCCUCAUGUGGCCGACCUCAUCAAUCCCCUUACCUGGGGCAAUGUCGACCUAAUCACCCUGGAAUUCUCUCGCAUCGUCUUGGUUGUCCAGUGCUUUGCUGUUGGCGUCGAGUUGCCCCGGUCCUAUAUGGAGAGGCACUGGAAGUCGGUCACGCUGCUGCUGAUUCCUGUGAUGACCUGGGGCUGGCUAAUCACGAGCCUUUUUAUCUGGGGUCUGUUCUCGAAUAGACUCAAUUGGCUGGAUAGUCUCACAAUCGCAGCCUGUGUCACAGCAACCGAUCCGGUUCUAGCCUCCUCUGUCGUCGGAAAAGGCAAGUUUGCGAAACGCGUGCCCAAGCAUCUUCGAGAUCUGCUCUCCGCCGAGUCCGGCUGUAACGACGGUAUGGCUUUUCCGUUCGUCUACCUGGCCGUUUACGCGAUCCGCUAUCGACCCGACGCUGGGCAAGUCACGUUCCACUGGUUUUGCUACACGGUGCUCUACGAAUGUCUGUUCGGGGCCGUGUUCGGAGUUCUAGUCGGCUAUGCUGCCCGACAUGCAAUCCGCUAUGCUCACGAACAUGAUCUAAUUGACCGAGAAAGUUUCCUCGUCUUCUACUUCGUGCUCGCUCUCUUUUGCGCCGGUGCGGGAAGCAUACUUGGCCUGGAUGAUUUGUUGGUAGGCUUUGCUGCUGGCGUCGGCUUUUCGAAUGACGGCUGGUUUCUGGAAAAGACCGAGGAAUCGCACGUCAGCAACGUCAUUGAUCUACUCCUCAAUUUGUCCUUCUUCGUCUAUUUCGGAACCAUUAUCCCCUGGGAACAGUUCAACUCUCCGGACAUCAUCGGAAUCACACCCUGGCGUCUGGUCGUGUUAGGCGUGCUGGUUCUUUUAUUCCGGCGGAUUCCAGUCAUGUUGUUACUGAAACCUAUCCUACCAGACGUCAAAACUUGGCGUGAGGCCCUGUUCGCCGGACACUUUGGGCCCAUUGGUGUCGGUGGGCUAUUUGUCGCAAUUCUUGCUCGAGCCGAGUUAGAGACGGCGUCGACGACUCCGCUCGCAAAACUGCCAGAACCGGGCUUUGAAUACUUGGACAUAAUUGAAAUGAUCUGGCCGAUUACCUGUUUCCUCGUCAUAACCAGUAUAAUUGUCCAUGGCAGUUCGAUUGCAGUCUUCACGUUGGGAAAGCGCAUAAACACGCUGAGCGUCUCUCUCACGUACACACAAGCUAACGAGGACGGUCCAAGCUGGAUGGACCGGCUUCCGCGUAUACAAUCUCGAUCCAAGUCUUCCAUGUCACUUGGGCGGCGACCAUCAGCUUCCGACAUAAGUGAAAAGGGCGACACCGCUGGUUCAGGGCUCCUUCCUGCGAUUGGGAUCCCAGGCCAAUUUCUCCGUCGCCAGAAGGAAGAGGACGUUUCCAGCCGUACAGCGCUGCGCAGGAGAUGGGAUGGCCCCCGAGGGGCUGGCGGACCGAUAUCCGAAUCCGCGAUCAGGCCAGAUCGGAGUCCCGGAGAGAAAACGGAGACUACUUCGCCAUUGCGGGACUCUGAUACCCUAGCUGUCCCUGGCGACGAGAGCCCGGAGAGCUCCUUGACCAGAGAAAAGCCCGGCGACUGGGAGGAGGAAGAAGAGCUCUACCAGGAAGGCAGAGACACCGUUAUUGAAGAUGAAGAGGGAAAUGUAUUAGGUACGCGGCAUAGUCGGCGCGGGGAGGGGAAGAAGGAGCGCGAAGAGGCUGAUGCUGCCGAGGCCGCACGUCUCUUCUCCGAGAAACACGUCCAACAUGGGGUGGCACUGACUGAGCAUGGCGGCAAAGCCGAGGAGACGCCUGGAAAGGUUGCUGAAGCUGUGAAAGAGGGCAUUGAACAUCCGGGCAGGUGGAAGCUGCUCAAGAGAAUGCAGACCUCGUCCGGCGCCCGGCCAGAUGGCGAUGGUCAACCUUCUGCACCCUCCAGGACCUACAAGCCGCCCCAGAAGCGUGGCCCAGCCCUCGCGUAUCAAUUUGGUAACACUAUUAUCGUCGAGGAUGAGGAUGGUGAAGUCAUCAAGAAGUACGACAUCCCCGCUGGACCCAAGGAUCGUCCUGGAACGGACCGUAAGACGACCAUUGGGGAAACGGGCGGUCGCGCCAUGCACAGUCUUCGCAACAUGGGCAAGUACGUGCGAAUGCCCACUCAUCAUCAAGAGGCGGGAUCUUCAGGCACACAACCUGCUGCUGCAGACGCCAAGAAGAAGACAUCCAAAUCCGACGAAGAUGAUGAGCGUAUCCGCUUCACCGUUACCGCUGGCGGGCGUAGGAUGAGUAAAGCCGAGUUUAUUGAGCAGAUGUCCAAACUGGAUCCCAAAGCUCGUGCUAAGUUCAUCGAGGAUAGCGACGUGCCGGAUAAGGUCAAGCAGGACGCGAAAGAGGAUGCCAAAGAUGCUGCUCGUAGGCAGUCAGCGGCUCAACACGCGCGUGUUGCGCCUGUCGUUCGUGAAGAGGGCGACGCCCAGAUUCAGAGGUUAGACUCGUCCACUGCAGUCCAGGAGCCGAGAAACGCAGGGCCAGAGGCUCUAACCAUGGUGGGUAGCAGCGCAGAAGAUGUACCGUUCCACUCCGUUCGGCAGGAUCUUGCCAGAUACAAACUCGAGCAUUCUCAGGAGGGUGAAACUGCCGCGCAGCGUCGCCGCCGAUUGGCUGAUGAGUCCGCUGGUCCCACGCCUAGCUUAUCAUCUUCGGUGCCUGACGGUGAGGAGGAAGAAUCAGCCGUCGAACGACGUCGCCGCCUGGCCGCCCUUCGCGGAUCAUCUUCCCCGGACCGAGAGCCGGAAGCGUCAUCGGGAAGCUCGAGACAAGGACCGAAGAGCCGCAUGGAUGAAGGUGAGACUGCAGCAGAGCGCAAGCGGCGCCUCGGUGCCCUGGGCAUGGGAGAUGGAAACACUCCUGAUUCAGAGUCCGAUGACGAGGAAGAAGGCGGCCCGCUUGCGACUAGAAGGGGUCUACGUCCGGCGUCUCCUAACGGAGAACAACAACAGGCGGCGCGGAGAACGACGGCAGCCCAAGCAGAGCCCGCUCGCCCUCCUGGCAUCCGCUUUGCGGAGCAGCCCCGCAUUCCGACCAAGGACGAGCGAGCGGCAGCGGCAGCCGAGCAGGCAGCCGAAGAUGCACGAGAAGCUGCUGGUGGUUCCAAGGGUGGUGGAGAGCUGCGCCUUGGGAAUCUGAGGUUGCAGUGGAACACGAAGAAGAAGAGCUAGGGACUCUAUAGAGUUUGCAUGGUUGCGUUUGCAUCAUUGCCGCUCGGGGUAUAAACUUUCUUUUCUCCGUCGUCUUUGGGCGACUGCAUAUUUAGGUGCGUUAAUAUAUACGGGGGUUUGGGAACCUUUGUGGGUACCUAUCAAUAUCUGCAUCGUAGACACGUGACAUCUUCGCA
Molecule: messenger RNA, 3992 nt
Organism: Westerdykella ornata
Lineage: Eukaryota; Fungi; Ascomycota; Dothideomycetes; Pleosporales; Sporormiaceae
Exons: 1
Coding region: 451-3816 (1121 amino acids)
Biological process (GO): intracellular potassium ion homeostasis; proton export across plasma membrane; regulation of membrane potential
Cellular component (GO): plasma membrane
Molecular function (GO): sodium:proton antiporter activity
Source: RefSeq, a predicted model, not a curated record